Dama dama (fallow deer) is the source of this 585-nucleotide messenger RNA. RefSeq lists its product as uncharacterized. The record is from RefSeq and is a predicted model, not a curated record. The transcript is spliced from 2 exons. The coding region runs from base 1 to 585 and encodes 194 amino acids. Lineage: Eukaryota; Metazoa; Chordata; Mammalia; Artiodactyla; Cervidae.
AUGUUUACGAUGAUGUCUGGGUUUGUCAUAGCAAUAAAUAAGUGCACCCAGGAGCCAGAGUCCCUGACGCCUCCUGCUCCAUUUGUGUUUGCAGCUCUGCCCCGAAUUGCUGGCUACUUGCAUCUGCCACACACAAUUAAAAAACAAGGCGAGCGAACAUUAGUGCCUCCGGGCGGACUCGAGAAAGGGCACGAGCAUCACCCACAGGACCCCAGAACCCUCGGGCUUCCCCAAGGGCCGUGUACCCCGAGACUCCAGGCUCUCUCCCUCUCGGCAUCCCCGGCGCCCCGACGUCGAGCUACACCGUCAACCACCUCCACUCCCUGGGCGGCGGCGGCGCAGGCUGCAGCCAGGGAGACCGACCGGAGCCGCGGAGCUGGGUCGCCGGUGCCCGCGCGGGGAACGGCGCACCGUCUGCUCCGCCCGCCCGCGGGAUUACACCGUCCACCGGGCGGGGGCACCUCCACGCGCACCUGGGCGCCCCCAGGGCCGCCGCGGAGCAGCUGCCGACCAAGCAAUUCAAACCCGUUGCGCUCCGAACAGCGCGGACCUGGGGGCACCGCGAGCAGCUGGUCACCAGGCUGA